Messenger RNA from Neohortaea acidophila, 2308 nucleotides. RefSeq lists its product as uncharacterized. The transcript has a single exon. The coding region runs from base 449 to 2044 and encodes 531 amino acids. NCBI's taxonomy places the organism in Eukaryota, Fungi, Ascomycota, Dothideomycetes, Mycosphaerellales, Teratosphaeriaceae. The record is from RefSeq and is a predicted model, not a curated record.
ACGAAUGCAACGCAACGGCUUCAUCGCUACUGACGAUGCCCCAUGCUGUGCUCGGAAUGGAAGUUGCCGUCUCCAAUCAUUCCAUCUCGUCCGUGCGGAUGGUCUGUUCGCCGCAACGGCGCGCAGACCAAUGCGCGUCUGUUAGACCCCUGUUUCGGCCGACGGCGACACCUUAUGUCUUGUAGAUGACUCCACUGCAAUCACCGCACCUUCCCCCUUGCACUGCGGAUUAUCCCACAACGCCUCGCACCUACCUCGAUCACUCUAUGUUGCUCUAGCUGACACCCUUCGUGAUCUUGUUAGCAUUCACGGGGCCGGGAGCCGGUCUCGUGGUGCUGGCGAACAGGUGGCCCUCCCGGCUCGCUCAUGCUCCUCACGCCUGAAAGGUAGAAGAAUCGAGAACCUCGCGCCAGAAAAGUAGAGCGAUCGAGGAUCUCGUGCCAUCACCAUGGACGCCUCCACUCCUCCUCCAGAGAGCAAUGUCACUUCGCCGGAGCAACGCCCGAGCUCGCCCACUCUCAGCGUCUCUCCAUCUAUCGCCCUUGAUGCCGUCCCCCGACUUGACCGUGCUGCAUCUACUCCGACAAGCUCCAGCGUCUCCACUGCAUCCGCUCGCUCCCGUCACAAGCGGAUGAGUGAUGGAGCUGCCACGAUGGUCAAGCGUAGGGGCUACAUGCGUCCCCAGGGAACCGCGUUUGCCGACUCCGCGCGCAAUCGCGACAGCGUGAUGAGUCUGGGAAGCAUCGCUCAUAUGCAAUACUACUUUGCUCGCACUGGACUGUUGGACGGUAAGGGCGCUCAGUUGGCGAAGGAGAGGGAGACGAAACGGAAGCCGUCCAAUAACGGCAAGGAGAACCUGGAACCUUCGGGGGCCGACCUGGACGAUUGGGGAGUGUCUUCGCUCUGCCUCAACGAUACCAAUGCUGCCUAUGCUGGUUCUGAGCUAGGGCCUGUGGACGGUUCUCCGGAAUCGCCAUGCGACGUUUCCGACGCUGGCGACCCCUGGAGUUCAGGCGAAGCUCCUAUGCUCCCGCCGACGGUCAGCACCUACAAACAAAGGCCAUCUUACACUGAACCCUUGCCCGAGAUGUCGGUGUUGAGGCGAGAGUUGAAGGAAGCCCUGCAAGAUGCCUGUAAGGUGUUGGAGGAGACGCAGAAGAGCAGCAGCGAGGAUCAGCACGAGGAAGUGGGCGACGGCUUCUACGAACUGCAAGGCCUGCAUCUCUUGGAUAUCAUCACAUUGGCCAUCCGUGCUGCAAAGAACUACUACACCGCACACACAAAUCCGCAAAAGCUUUACGACAUCCGAUCGGAGAAAAUGAUUCGCUCGGAUUUGUACAAAGCACUUGACGUGCUGAAACGCAUGGCAAGCCGGAAUUUUCGAGGCGGCAUCCGCACUUCGGAGUUGACGGACAUUAUCCUGUGGAUUGAGAGCAUCGAUAAGCUGCUGAAGAAGGAGGAGCAGCGCGAAGAGGAAGAAACGGCGGAGCGAGCGCAGUGGAUCUGGCGGGACGGUGACUGGAGCGGACGGGAACGACAGCGGGAAUGGCUCUUUUUGAGAUCGUUCGACCAGCAGCAACCGCCUCUACCGCAAUGGCCGGAGCUAUCCAGCAACGCGUCUUUCCCGAGUGACUUCCUCAAAGCCCUGCAAGAUGGGCAACGGCUGGUCAAGCUGCAUAAUGCCCUGGUGAGCCGAUCAAAGCGGAACUUUGGUGAGAUCAAAACGUGGCACGAAGACGUCGGCAAGCCGUAUCGCAUGGCGGAGAAUCUCCGCUUCUGGAUCAAGGCCAGCGAGCUGCGGUGGGAAAUCAAGCUGUCCGUGCCUGUGCUCGACGUGGUCAAUGGCAAAGGGGAGAUGGCGUGGCGGGCCGUUGACGAAGCCAUCUUCAAUUGGUCUCGAGGAGUUCGAACCGAAUUGACGGAGGAGUGGAGGCUGGAGGAAGAGAGCGAGAAGCGCAAGGCUCCGCAAGUGAACGUGAGAGGACCUAAUGAGAGGAACGAAGGACUUGGAGAGUCGGGCGAUUGUUUACAGAGUGGUGCUUGAUGAUACUCACCCCCCGCGUCGUCGUUGAUGUAUUACGCGAAGCAGAACUAGGAGAUUGCUUACUCUACCACAGACGAUCAGUGGUGGACGGGUGCCUUAAUGUCUGGAUGGCCAAGGUACAGAAUGGAAUGCGAUGAAACCACGAAGCGCAUUGCCUGUCCGCAUAUUUCUGUCUGUUGAUAUGACGUACGUCGCCGAAGAAGCUCGACGCGAGGCGCGACUGCGGAUUGUGACAGCCGACCGACCCCUGCAGACGCUCGUGCC